This is a messenger RNA of Corticium candelabrum, 2679 nucleotides long. RefSeq names its product armadillo repeat-containing protein 2-like. NCBI's taxonomy places the organism in Eukaryota, Metazoa, Porifera, Homoscleromorpha, Homosclerophorida, Plakinidae. The record is from RefSeq and is a predicted model, not a curated record. Gene Ontology annotation, molecular function: protein binding. Bases 70 to 2679 code for a protein of 869 amino acids. The transcript is spliced from 16 exons. Gene Ontology annotation, biological process: cilium organization.
UACGUACAAUACAAGUAGUCACGACAACUAAAUUUUAGCCUCGCUGCUAUCGUGAUCCUAACGCGCGUGAUGUUAACGCGCGUGAGCGAACACCUGUGUGUACGUAUACAUGUACCUGUCAUGAUGACAUCAAGAAAGACGAAUGCCAGUCGACAUCGAGAGCUGCCGUUCUACGAACCUGGAAGCAGCAGAAAAACGAGUGCGCAAAUCGUGUCGGAAGCCAGAGCCUCAAUCAAGACCCUCAAGACAACUCGUCCUCACACGCCAACCAGCGCAGACAGAACACUCAUGGGCAAAGCAAGAGCAACACUAGGCAGACCACCAUCCGUAUACAGUAUCGGAGAGCGACAUUUCAUAGAUGACCUGUCGCGUCCCGGCUCCUCCAGCUCGGGUAAUGCCAGUGUAGCGCCGUUGGGCCGGCUCGCACCUCUAGAGCAGAGAACCGUUCCACAGGUGGAUGAAGCCAGAGUGGAUGGUGGGCACGCCUCUUUGGUUCCAAAGCCUCCUCCUUCGAAGAACAGACGUUCAAGUAUGAGACGUCAUACGGGCAGUGGACGCUUACAGACUGAAAUCAGAGAGACAGAUGAAGAUCUAGCCCCAACAGAGUUGAAAUCAGAUCUUACUGUAGAAACAUCGUCUGGCAUGGUUCGUCCUAACGAGCAGUUUGCUGUGCCCCAAAAGGUUGGGUCGAAAUCACCUAAAGGUUCCAAGCAUGUAAGAUCUCAACAGGCCAAUAAACCUCAAACGGACGGAGUUCAGCAUCAUAACCAGACUCGGAUAAAUCAUGAAGCACAUCAGACUGAGAGUCCGAGGUUGGAGAAUAAGAAGGUGCACGAGAGACCAAAAGAAAGACGAGCUAGUGGAACGGAUAGUUUUUAUGAAGAACGUGUUAGACCAUUGCUGGAAAGACUAACCGUGUCAACAGGCAUUUCCGAUCUUAGUCCGGCUGUGUCUGAGCUUCAUCGUCUGCUGGAAGAAGGAAAUAUGUUGGGACGAGGGGCUGGGAAACGGAGAACAAGAAUUCUUAGAACUUUGUUCAACUUGUUGGACAUUGAUGAUCCACGGUUACUGCUUAGAUUGGCCAGGCUGAUUUUAGCACUGCAUGUUACGCAAAGUAACUUGACCAACACAUGCAAGCUUUUGUUUAAGCUGAGCAAGACGGAAUCAAACGAUUUGCUGUUUCUAGAAGAGAAGCUGUGUGGUAAUAUGCUUGCUGUGGUACGAAUGUCUGAUCCAGUCACGUAUUGCGAAGCAUUGGUCUAUUGUGUGGGCGCUCUAAAAUUGUUGUCAGGCAAUACACAGAUACAAAAAGAAUUAGGAGAGCAGGACGGCAUUAGUGCACUGUCAGAACUCGUAGCUACCAUCAACACAGUAUCACAAAGCGAUAGAACAUCAUUGAGUACAUAUACAGGGUCUCUAUUGGUCCAGGUGACCGCAACUCUUCGGAAUCUAGCAGACGUUAGUGAUCAUAGAAAUAACUUUCUUUCUGGAGCCGUAAUUGAGAAUCUUUGUCCAUUGAUGGACACGUUUGGAGACGAUGCUGAUCUUAUGCUAAACAUUUCACGAAUUUUCAGUAAAUUGACUCAGCAUUCAAGUUGUAAGAUGGUUUUAUGUCAACGUCCAGGAUCGUUGCAGUCUAUUCUGAAACUUUUGUUACAACACAUCACGAAUCAUGAUCUAGUUGUUCGACUGUGCUUUGUAUUGGGAAAUCUAACAAGACGAGACGACACAGCUCGGUCUAUGCUUUAUUUCACUUGUUGUUGUAUGGAGCCUCUAUUGCACGUUUUUGAAGUUUACAUCAAAUUGGAUGAAGAGGCAUCAGGCAACUUACAUAACGACAAGGAUGACAAGGAUGUUAGCAACACAAACAAACUCUCACCAACCGAGGAUGUGCUGGUAAAGCUAGUUCGUGUUAUUGCUAAUCUUGCAGUUCACCCUAACGUUGGAUCAGCUCUUGCUUUAUCUGAGUCUUGUGUAGAAAACCUCAUUCGACUACUAGGCUAUAAGGACGUGUCCAUGUGUGAAGAGCUUGUGCUGAAUGCAGUGGCUACAAUCAAUAAUCUAUCGUUCUAUGGCAUUAGUGGCACUGCUGUUGCCAAGCACCAACUUGUUAUCACCGACUUGCUUGUUGAUGUGUUAUUGUCCCAAAGCAUGGAUGCAAUGAUUGAAGCGUUUAGAGUGUUUGGCAACUUGACGAGAUCGAAAGAAGUGAGACAAAUUUUGGCGUCUCGGCAAGUGGAUCGUAUGCUACUGACUGUGUUGGACUCUGGUCGAAGAGACGUGGUGUACUCGUCGUGUGGGGUGUUGGUCAAUAUGAUGGCUGAUUCAGAGAAUUGGAAAACACUGCAAGAUGAAGAUGGCGUUCGAAAACUGAUUGACAUUUUGAGAGACUUUGGUCAAUUUGAUUGGAUGCUUGGGUCUUUGGUCUGCAAAGUUUUAUCAAACUUCAGUGUCAAGAUGUCAUCAUCUGAUGAAUGGUUUGGCAAUGAUCAAGUUAUCAGUCUUAUGGACAUUCUAAGUGAGCAACUAGACGAAGAAUCUGCAUUGUCACUACCCGGAGAUGUCAGCAAAGAUGUGCAGGACUUUCUACGUCAGACUUGGACAGAGGAGUUUUGUCCUGUAGCUCAAAGUCUACUGGCUAGGAUACAGUCAUGUUAUAGGGAGCUUGAACCGAUAUAA